Zea mays is the source of this 1622-nucleotide messenger RNA. RefSeq lists its product as uncharacterized. The transcript has 11 exons. Gene Ontology annotation, molecular function: protein binding. The coding region runs from base 107 to 1168 and encodes 353 amino acids. Gene Ontology annotation, cellular component: mitochondrion. The record is from RefSeq and is a predicted model, not a curated record. Lineage: Eukaryota; Viridiplantae; Streptophyta; Magnoliopsida; Poales; Poaceae.
GUACUUGUGAACUGAGUGAACACGUCACCCUUGGUAUUCUUCCAGCUUCCAGGCUCUACGCCGCUUCUAGCGCCCCGAUACGCGGCGCCGGCGCAGGCGUGCAGCCAUGGCGAUGAGCUGGAUCCGAUCGGUUGUUAGGAGGGCCCUCAUCGCUCCGAAGCCGCGGGGCUCCCGCCAGUUUACUGUCACCGCCGCCGGCGGCGGCGCGACGCAGACCGAAAGGGUGGCGGCGGAGAUGGUCCGCUACGCCCUCGGCGGCGCCGUGCACCGGAGCUCGCCAGAGGAGGCGAUGCGGAUACUGGAGCAAGGCGCCUCGAACCUGCAGGGAGGAGGCGAGGGCAGUGCCGAAGCUGUUGGGUUGCUCAUGCUCGCUAUGUCCACGCUGCUUUACCGGAGUGGAAGACGUCAAGACGCAGUGGAAAAGCUCAAAGCAACCCAACAAGUUGCCCCUUCUGCAGUUUUUAGAGUUGCAGCGUGGGAAGCACUAAUGGGAUUACACAUGGAGGCAGGGCAGGAGAUGUCAUACUUGAUUUCCCCAAAUGAUUCAGUUGAUCUGUCAAUCAAAUAUGAUAGCAAAUGGUCUGAUCAGGACCAUCUUAAAUUUCGGGUUAAUGCUGUCAGAGGACUUGUUACACUUCUGAAUGGAGAAACAGAAUCAGCUGCCCAGCUGUUCGAUGGUUGGUGCAGAGACUUUUCUAGAGGCGAAAACCAAACAGAAAAUGCUGCCGUUUCAUACGGUGAAUAUUUGCAUUGUGUUGGGGAUUUUCAAAUGGCAGCACAAGUGUAUGAGAAAAUUCUCGAGGCAUUUUGCAUGGAUGAUAUGUCUGGAAACCUUUUAGCAGCUGGAAACAUGGUUCCCGAGGAGGCUUCUCUUGGGGCCACUUGCUCAUAUGGCCAGCUUUUAUCUCACUCUGGGAAGUUUGCUGAGGCAGAGGAUUAUCUCACAAGAGCUCUACAGAAGGCUGAAGAACAAUUUGGUGCAAACCACCCAAAGGUCGGCAUUAUAUUGACCUGUGUAGCUAGAAUGUACAAACUAAAGGCAAAAUCUGAAGGUUCUACUUCAAUUAUGGUCCAGGAGGGGCUGUACAGGAAGGCCCUAGAAGUAUUGAAAGCCCCUGCUAUUAAUUCUGAGGGUAAAAACAACGAUCUCCUAUCAAUGAUAAGGUGAGUACGCGGAGCUGUUAUUAAUUCAGUCUAAUAGGAAGGCGGAAGGUGAACGGAUGAAGCAGUGGGCAGAAGAUGCUUGGAGGAACCGUAGGCUAACGCUAGCACAAGCUCUAGAGUUUUCAGAACCUUCAAAGCCGACUGUCGUUGUUGACACCCGAAUCGGCAGGGUCGUGUAGCUUCAGUCAACAAUCUCGUGAGAUGCACAAAUGAAGCAAUCCGUGGAUGCACCUCGUGUCGUGUAUAUUUUCGAAAGUGUUGCUCCUUGCGGGCUGCAUCCGGUUUGAUCCGUUCAAGUCCCAGCACACUCGCCUGCUUGUUUUUCAUAUCACCUUUUUGAAUAGGGGGACAUUCGAGGAUCACAAAGCUUGUGCAUGUGAUCACUUUAAACAUUUAAUAGCAUAUGUAUAUGUUAUUGUACACAGAAUAACACCACUUAAAGCAUCUUUACAUUUUGA